Molecule: messenger RNA, 3894 nt
Organism: Gavialis gangeticus (Gharial)
Lineage: Eukaryota; Metazoa; Chordata; Crocodylia; Gavialidae
Gene: CDH26
Product: cadherin 26
Exons: 17
Coding region: 1-2466 (821 amino acids)
Biological process (GO): adherens junction organization; multicellular organism development; homophilic cell-cell adhesion
Cellular component (GO): adherens junction; plasma membrane; catenin complex
Molecular function (GO): cadherin binding; calcium ion binding
Source: RefSeq, a predicted model, not a curated record
AUGCUGCUGCUGCCGCUACCGCUGCUGCUGCUGCUGCCGCUGGCGGUUACUUGUGCCAGCAGCUUGCCUUAUGAGAAGGAGGAUGUCACCCGAGAACUUAUCAACGAGGCACCAGAGCUUUAUCGGUCAGACAGUUUACGUCCUCUCCGGCGCACAAAGAGGGCAUGGGUUAUCACCACUAUGGAGCUUCAGGAGGAGGACGAAGGGCCAUUUCCCAAACUUGCUGGAGAGCUGUUCAAUAAUAAUUCAAUUCACCAUUUCGCAACAUAUCUAAUCAGUGGACCUGGAGUAGAUAUGUACCCAGACAUUGGGUUGUUCAGUAUAAAAAAUGAUGCCUAUGGGCACGUAUAUGUACAUCGCAGCAUUGAUAGAGAGAGAAACUCCUCUUUUUUGAUACGUUUUGAUGUUAUAAACAAAAAGACUGGUGAAAAAAUAGACACAUCUUUAUUCUUCAAAAUUAAGAUUAAAGACAUUAAUGAUAAUGCACCUGAGUUUCCUAUGGCAGAAUAUAACGUUAUGAUAAAAGAAAAUCACAGUGCAGACAAGCCAGUACUCCAAAUGACAGCCUUUGACAAAGAUGAAGAACGCACUGAUAACUCUAGAGUGGCCUAUUACCUCACUAAGCAAAUGCCGCUCUCAGAUGAGCCCAGAUUUACUAUUGAUUCUACCAGCGGGCUGAUACAUAUUUCAGGAUGCCUAGAUUAUGCGGCUGCCAGCUCUUUCCAGCUCCUGAUUGAAGCCAGAGACCAUGGAAGCCCACGGAUGUCGUCCACAGCAAUAGUUAACGUUGCUGUUGAAGAUUCAGAAAACAACUACCUGCCUGUGUUUCUUAAGGAAAAAUAUGAGCUACAAAUUCCUGAAGGCAAAGAACAGCCAGGUGUGCUGAGGCUCCAGGUGAAAGAUCCAGAUUCUCCCAAUACACCUGCAUGGAGAGCAAAGUACAACAUAGUACAAGGCAAUGAAAAGGAAGAGUUCAUGAUUGAGACUGAUCCUGAAACAAAUGAGGGGAUUUUAAGCGUUAUUAAGCCUUUGGACUAUGAAGGUGCCAUACAAAGGAGACUUGUCAUUUCUGUUGUAAACGAGCAGCCUUUUUUUACAUGCAACGCAAGCAAGAAGUGGAGCCAUCCUGUCACACCCACCACUGCAUCUGUGAGUGUCAGCAUUGUAGAUAGAAAUGAUGCUCCUCGAUUUGACCCUCCCAAACUUAUUCUUCAGAAAGACGAAGGUGUGAAGCCCGGGACGAAGCUUGGAACAUACACCGCGGUGGAUUCAGACAUGGUGCCAAAUAAGAUAAAAUACAGACUAGUCCAUGACCCAGCCGGGUGGGUGAAUGUCGAUGAGAACACUGGACUUGUUACUGCUGUAAAAGAGCUUGAUCGGGAAUCCCCGUAUGUGAACAAUAGUCUGUACUCCAUUAUUGUUCAUGCUGUUGAUGAUGGUAUUCCACCUCAAACUGGCACCGGCACCAUUCUGCUUUACCUGUCUGAUAUUAAUGAUAACAUGCCAAAAUUAGUUGCCCCAUUCUUGGAAGUUUGUGACCGAGAAGGAAUUAUAACCCUCGUCAUAAAAGCUGAGGAUAAUGACUUGGAUCCAUAUUCUGGUCCUUUCAUAUUUGAGCUGGCAGAUAACUCUGACACUGUUAAGCAUAACUGGAAAUUAGGAAGGCAGUUCGGUGACUCAGCUGAACUUUUAAUGUUGCGAAGCCUCUCACCUGGUGAUUAUUUAGUGCCUCUCAAGAUUCUGGACAGACAAGGAUUUUCUGAGACAGAGAUCCUGAAUAUAAGACUCUGCCUUUGCCUAGAUGGGCAUACGUGUCCAGAGCAGAUUGCUGAACCCAUGAAAGUGAGGUUUGGAAGUGGUGCCAUUGCUGCAGUUUUGGCAACUCUCCUGUUGUUACUGCUGGUUACCUGUGUUCUACUUUGGUGUGCUUGUGCAUCAAGAAGCAAGGAAAGAAAGGUCUACCCACCAUUUGUAGAAGGUGUUCAGACUUUGAUGAACUACAAUGCAGAAGGUGGAAGCUCUUGGUCUCAGGCUAAUCCAGAUGCUGUAGAUCAUGCUAUGGAACCCAUGCUGCAUACAGAAAUUAGAGGAGGAAAACAAAUUGUUCAGGUCGGAAACACAGUGUCAUUAUCACCCCCCGCUACACUGAUUGAAAGACAUUAUGACCUGGGUUCAUCUGGUAUCCCUUAUUCCAGAUCGGAUGCCAGUUUUGGGAGGCGCCUCAACAGGAUUACAGAGACAGUGGGUGAAAUGCUGAAUGAGAAGCUCUUUUGCAUCAGUGACCUGGAGGACAAUGUAAUCAUGUACCAACCUCAUGUAUAUGUCGAAGAGGGAGAGCUAGACAGAUAUAGUUCCUGCAUGUCUAUCCCCAUGACUGAUGAUGAGCUGCCAGUGGAUUUCUUGAAUACUCUGGGACCCAAGUUUACAGCUCUGGAAGAAAUCUGCCAGAAGGGAUUUCAAUUGUAGCAGUGAUGGAGCUGCAGGGCCUAUACCAGACUAGCUUGGAUCUGAAGAGACUCAUGCUGAGCACAAACAUCUGCUGAACCUGGCAGGCUCUCUGCUUCAGGGAAAGUCCUGGCACAAAGCUCUGUGCAUGGCUGAGCAAUAUCCCACAAAUGCAGCCAGACAGUGGUUUGGGUUUUAUUGUUUUGUUUUCAUUUUGUUUAAACCUUUGCUAGGUUUGUACCUUGAAGAGCUGACAGGCAGAUGGUGGAGACUUCACAGAGUAGCUUUUCAUCUCCCUUCCCUUCUCUGCCAGGUGUGCUGGGCCCUUUGGUACCAGCGGAAGGCUUUUUUAGUUUAACUAGAGUUAAUCCAGUUGUUUUAGCUGAAGAGACUGAAGUGCAACGUCUUUGACAUCACGUAGCACAUUCCUGGCCUCCUUUGGUAACCGAUCAAGGACUCAGCACUUUCUGCUGAUGUUUUCCAGUGGCUGAGUUUCUUUUUGAAUCCUCUUAAACUAAUCUGACAAAGGCUGUGUAUGCAUGCAGCUAUCUCUGGGCAGACCUGGUGACUAACCUCAGCUGCCACCACUGAGCCACAAGCAGCUUCUCACAGUGCUCUUACAGCCGCUGUGCCACCAAAGUGCCAAGUACUCCCUGGGAGAGCACCAGGUGCUGAAUGGACUGAGCUGACAACAUAGAGGUGCCUAUGUACACCUUCAUCUGGGCAUCAGCCUUGCUCCAGGUGGCCAAGAUGGGGUGACUUCAUGCUCGUAGUAGAUGUGCUGGGGAUUUAGGGCAGUCAGCAAGCCCCAAAUUCUAGUAAAGGCAAAGUUUGAUGUUGGGAGGCAGUGAAGGCUGAGUUCUUGGUCAUGCCCAAGUGCAUCCACCGUUCUUUCUGCAGCUGACUGAACUUCUCCCUCCCGUGGUGGUGGCUUACAUUUUGUUUGUGUGGGUCAGAGCUCACUUCUGUCUAAUUGAAUGUGCAAAUGUGAGCUUUGGCCUGGCAGUCUGGUCUGUUUGGCUGCAGGGAAUGAAAGGACCAGCCACCACUUAGAUACUACAUAGUGGGAGUCUGCUUUGGUAGAGCAAAGGAAACAGAUGGAAGUGCCCAUAGAGCUGCAUAUCAGGGAAUGCUAAUCAUUCUUCAACGGUUGCUGCAGGGGAGUGCUGGGCAGCCUGGCGGGGAGGACACAGGCUUCCUCCUGGCAAAAUGAACAUCGUGAUCGAUGCAGCAGCUGGUACAGGACUGGGGGUGGGGGGAAAGAGGGAAAGCUUCUCUCUUAAAGAUUAUGGCACAGAACUCGCCUGUCUUAUUCCAUUCACUAAAAGCUGCAUCGUCAGUCUGUAAUAUACUGGCCAGCCUGCAGGAGACUUUUGCAAGUCCAUAUUAAUGUGCUUUCUUUUUGGGAGGUCACAGAGGAGGCACCAACAGUCAGUGCAGGCAGCAAGA